ACGCAGCUAUGAACCAACACAUAAUUUACAAACAUGUCAAUGGUACUAAAACCCCUGUUAACGUUAAAGCGGCUGUGGACAAUUUUAAGCGAAAUGCUGACAAAAGCACUGUGACGGAAGUGGAAUCGAUUCGCAGUACAAUCAAAAUAGCUUAUCAAUGCACGUUAGCGAGGUACGCAAGCAUAACCGCUUACUUAAUAUUUCAGGAUUUGUGGGAGCACAAAACCAACAUCAACUGGGCCAUAAAUCAUGCGAAACUAAAUUCUUCGAAUUUCGAUAUUCGAUCAAUGUAUGAAAAUGAACUAUUUCAAGAAAUGUAUCAUUCGAUACAGUGGGACAAAAAUAUAUUAGACUUUGACAUUAAAUUAGGAAUAGGCGUUGAAAAAAUAUUCGCAUUCCACCGAUUCCAUAGUACGCCAAAGAGGGAACUCCACAUUUUAUGGGCAGGACUCAUCGAGAAGAAGCUCGGUUUAAAUAUCAAGUACAAAACCUAUACUGAAGUGAUAAAAACGAGGUUUACCAACGAAUAUAACCUACCGUUUUUUGACGCCCUUAACGAACUUGUCUGCGUUCUCAAUGAGGCGAUUCAAUUGUUCGACAGUGUCAUCGAAGACAAGUGCGUACCACACGACAUCAGUUUUGUUAAGAACUUCGAAUCCCUAAAAACGGACGUCCACGGAGAUUUCGUGGGGCUUCUGACGCAUUUUGAUGCAAUGAAGGCCAGAGAGGCUAGCAAGGAUGGGCAGCAUACAAACUACAAUCGAGAAGUUACUGUACCAGUGCCGUACCUGGAGGCCAGAGACUCUAAUUCGGAGUUGUACAGAGAUUUUUCAAAACCGAUUCCGGGAAAACAGCCAGCAUAUGCCGAAAUAGCGGCUUCGGGUUGCUUCGUAGAGAAUUUGGAAUUCGAGAUUUCUGGUUUCAAAACGGAUUUUAAAAAUACUAACAAGCCAACGGACAUUUAUGGCCAUAGCCGCUCUGGACGCACGUCCGAAAUUAAAAUGAAACUUGUAGAAACCACCUAUUAUGAGCGGCAAAGUGAUGUAAAAAUAGGUAUGAUAUUGUUUCGCGAUUAAGAUAAAUCGUUCAGUGAUUAUCUUGAAAACAGCAGUAAUACUACAUAAACCAACACGAAGAAUCUAGGAUCUGCUAUCAUAAAUAUACAUUGACAUGUCUCAAUAGUUAAUAAACGAAUA
This is a messenger RNA of Adelges cooleyi (spruce gall adelgid), 1196 nucleotides long. RefSeq lists its product as uncharacterized. The coding region runs from base 9 to 1076 and encodes 355 amino acids. NCBI's taxonomy places the organism in Eukaryota, Metazoa, Arthropoda, Insecta, Hemiptera, Adelgidae. The record is from RefSeq and is a predicted model, not a curated record. The transcript has 4 exons.